AUGGCCACCACCACCCCCUCUCGCAUCCCCCUCCCCCUCCUCUUCGCCGCCCUCCCCUUCCUCUUCGCCGCCCUCGCCGCGGCCCAGCCCCGCCCCUUCGGAGGACCCGUGCUCGCGUGUUCCUCCGCAGGGGCGCCGCCGGGGUACGCGCGGUACGUGUCCGACGCGACGGCGACGGCCGCGGAGGAGGAGUACGACUACAUCGUGGUGGGGGGCGGCGCGGCCGGGUGCCCGCUCGCCGCCACGCUCUCGGGCCCCGGCGGGGGCCGCGUGCUGCUGCUCGAGCGCGGCGGCGCGCCCGCCGAGUUCCCCGCGCUCGCCACCGCGGGGGGCUUCGUCAGGACGCUCGCGCUCGCCGACCCCUCCCCCGAGUCCGACGCGCCCGCGCAGGCCUUCAGCUCAGAGGACGGCAUCCCCAACGUGCGCGCCCGGGUGCUCGGCGGCGGAACCGCCAUCAACGCCGGCUUCUACUCCCGCGCCCACCCCGGCUGGUUCCACGGCCACGGGGAGGGCGCCGAGGUGCCGGAUUGGGACAUGCGGCUGGUGAAUGCGUCGUAUGAGUGGGUGGAGCAAGAGCUGACAUUCCAGCCGGAGGUGCACGGGUGGCAGGCCGCGGUGAGGGCCGCGCUGCUGGAAGCUAAUGUGACGCCAUGGAACGGCUUCACGGUGGAACAUGUCACUGGCACAAAGAUUGGUGCCACCACCUUUGAUGCAUCGGGACGCCGCCACAGUGCCGCGGACCUGCUGGCUUUCGCCCGCCCUGGCCGUCUCCAUGUCGCUGUCCGUGCUGCCGUUACACGCGUCAUAAUUAACCCUAUCGAUCCUGCUGCACGCCGUGGAAGGUCACGACCAGCAGUAGCAGCGGUCGGCGUCGUGUACCAGGACCGUCUUCUCCAGCAGCACCAUGCCCUGUUGCGUCCAGGUGGGGAGGUCAUACUUUCUGCAGGUGCACUAGGAAGUCCACAGCUGCUGCUUCUCAGUGGCGUUGGCCCUGCUAACGAUCUUACGUCCCUCGGCAUCCCUGUUUCUGCGGAUGUCCCUGAUGUUGGGAAGCACAUGUUCGACAACCCUCGCAAUGGCAUCUCCAUCAUCCCAUCAGUCCCCAUCGACCACUCCCUCAUCCAGGUGGUCGGCAUCCCUUCUGCCAAUGGCACUGCCUCCUACCUCGAGGCUGCGUCAUACAUUGUUCCCGUUUCUCCCAUGCUGCGCCCAGCCGGUCCUUUUAUCAGCCCGACUUCGCCACUCUAUGUCACCAUGGCAACCAUCAUGGAGAAGGUUCCUGGCCCAUUAUCCGAGGGCUCGCUCUGGCUAUCAUCGCCCAAUCCCACGGAGACCCCCUUAGUGCGCUUCAACUACUUCAGCCGCCCUGAGGAUCUAGCACAAUGCGUCGUGGGCGUGCGCCGUGUGGCACAGGUCCUCCAGAGCAGGACGAUGGACAUAUUCCGUUCGCCAGUUGGGCCGGCGAGCCAGAGCAGGAGAGGACGCGCUAGGAGGGACUUCAGGAUUGUUGGAGCGACCCUGCCACUCGACUGGAGCACAAACAACACGGCUGUGGCAGAUUUCUGCAGGCGGACCGUGGCCACGCUGUGGCAUUACCAUGGAGGGUGUGUAGUUGGCAGGGUCGUCGACAAGGAUUUCAGGGUCAUCAGCACGCAGUCUCUUCGCGUGGUGGAUGGGUCGACGUUCAGCGUGACUCCCGGGACGAAUCCUCAGGCCACGGUGAUGAUGAUGGGCAGGUACAUGGGGCUGAAGAUGAUCGCGGAGCGGCACAGCAGGAGGCAAGUGAACACAUCAUGGUCCAACGAACUGGAGGAGUAACCCUCUUCCAGUGCUUGUGAAACUGAUUCAACACCAAACAUUUCAGUGAUAUCCUAUGGAGCGUUGGAGUGCGCCGUAUUACUGCUCCUGCAUCCGGUGCAUUACUGCUACACUUUUUUUGCGAGCGAUAUACAACGUGUAUAUAUUGUACAGUGAUAGCAUAUGCACGAGGAAGGGGAUGGCAUGACAUGCUUGGAUAUCACAAUUUUUCAUAGCGAACAGCGUCUGCGGGUUACGAUGCUCUGCUGCGAUUAGUUAACUGACUAUAAUAUAUACACGGGGAUACGGCUAUGCUGAGAGUCUAUUGCUGGUGGAUGUUACUUGUACUCUGAUUUAACCUGAAUAAAGCGUUUUCCUAACAGAGGACUGCCGAA
Messenger RNA from Hordeum vulgare subsp. vulgare (domesticated barley), 2192 nucleotides. RefSeq names its product (R)-mandelonitrile lyase-like. Gene Ontology annotation, molecular function: oxidoreductase activity, acting on CH-OH group of donors; flavin adenine dinucleotide binding. The transcript is spliced from 5 exons. The record is from RefSeq and is a predicted model, not a curated record. NCBI's taxonomy places the organism in Eukaryota, Viridiplantae, Streptophyta, Magnoliopsida, Poales, Poaceae. Bases 1 to 1818 code for a protein of 605 amino acids.